Molecule: messenger RNA, 2348 nt
Organism: Conger conger (European conger)
Lineage: Eukaryota; Metazoa; Chordata; Actinopteri; Anguilliformes; Congridae
Product: FYVE, RhoGEF and PH domain-containing protein 2-like
Exons: 17
Coding region: 188-2176 (662 amino acids)
Biological process (GO): cytoskeleton organization; filopodium assembly
Cellular component (GO): cytoplasm
Molecular function (GO): metal ion binding; guanyl-nucleotide exchange factor activity
Source: RefSeq, a predicted model, not a curated record
ACAACAGAACAUGGUUGUACUAACGUGUAGUGGGGACAUUACAAUCAUAUUGUCUUUGUAAAGCGUGUGUUUUUAAAUUGCAUAGCUGUCCUACCUAUAACGGGUUUCUUAUCACUAACCAGUCAUAAACAAAGAUGAUUUGUCAACAAUAACUAUCGUUGGUCAUUUUUAUCUGCAUGUCGUCAGAAUGAAUUUUAAAACGGUCUUCAGAGUGCCGGAAUCCAUGAUCCGUCGGCUGAGCGUUCACGAUAUGAUAUCAAAAUUCGAAGGUGGAAGCUUGGAGGGAAAGGAAUGGCUACAGAAGGUGCAGCUCGGAGAACAGAAGCCAUCAAGCGCCCCGGACCCCGCCUCUGAGAGCUACAGAGAGCUGACGGACUACGGGCCAGUAGGGGGCGCUAACUGUCAGUGGAGAGGGCUGCAGUCGUUCAGGAGGCGGUCCUGCACCAAGAGGCUGAUUCAGAGAGCGGCCCCACCCACUCUGCCUGAGCCACUCAUGGAGGAGGAGGAGGGGCUACACAAGGUGAGAAAUGACGAGAAGCUGUAUAAGAUUGCCAACGAGCUGCUGGAGACUGAGAAGGCGUACGUCAGUCGACUGCACCUGUUGGACCAGGUCUUCUUCUCUGAGCUCCUGAAGGAGGCGCGUGCCUCCGGGGCCUUCCCCGAGGACGUGGUGCGGCAGAUCUUCUCCAACAUCUCCUCCAUCCACCAGUUCCACAGCCUCUUCCUCCUGCCAGAGCUGCAGAGGCGCAUGGAUGAGUGGGGGGAGAACCCUGGCAUCGGAGACGUCCUGCAGAAGGUGGCUCCCUUCCUGAAGAUGUACGGCGAAUAUGUCAAAGCCUUUGACCGCGCCACUGAGCUCAUCAACACCUGGAUGGAGAAGAGCCCACGCUUCGAGGAGCUGGUGCUGGAAAUCCAGAAGAGGGAGGAGAGUGGGAAUCUGACAUUGCAGCAUCACAUGCUGGAGCCAGUGCAGAGGGUCCCACGCUAUGAAAUGCUGCUCAAAGACUACCUGAGAAAACUUCCGGAAGAUUCUCCAGACCGAGAGGGAGCGGAGAAAUCUUUGGAGAUCAUCUUUGAAGCAGCAAAGCAUUCCAAUGAGGCCAUUGCAGACAUGGAGCGGCUGGAGAAGCUCUGGGAGGUGUACUCCACUCUGGGGCUGGAGGGGGAGAUGGUGGACCCCUCUAACCGGCUCCUGAGGGAGGGGCCGUUGAUCAAGAUCUCCUUCCGCCACAACACCCGCAAAGACAGCCACCUCUUCCUGUUCAGCAACAUGCUGCUCUACUGCGUGCCCAGAUUCAGCCUGACUGGAGCCAAGUUCCUCAUCAAGCACCGACUGGACAUAGAAGGCAUGCAGGUGAAGGAGCUGAACGCUGCCGUGAUUCCGCACUGCUUCCUGGUUUCCGGGACGACCCGCACCCUAGAGUUUCAGGCCAGGUCUCAGACGGACAUGGAGGCCUGGAUUAAGGCUUGUGGGAAUGCCAUUGAGCGGAAUGAGAAGAAUUCAGAGAGCUUCAAGAGCAAGAGUGCCACCAGCAGCCAGAACCAGGAACUGCAGCAGGUGUCUGUGCUGGAGAGCCAGGAGCUGGGGACCCGUGCCCCGCAGUGGAUCCGGGACAGCCUGGUGUCCAUGUGCAUGCGCUGCGGGGACACUUUCAACGCGCUGAUCCGCCGCAGACACCACUGCCGCGCCUGCGGACAUGUGGUGUGCUGGAAAUGCUCUGAUUUCAAGGCUCCGCUGCAGUAUGACGACAACAAGGUCAACCGCGUCUGCAGAGCCUGCUACAACCUCCUGGUGGGACAGGCGGACGGACAGGAGAAGGAGAGAAAGAAGGGGAUACUGGAGAAAGAAGCUGGCGAGGUGUCGGAGAGGAGUCUCAUGUGCAGCUUCCUGACCCUGGUGGACCGGCCGAGCAGGACCCGGGGCUGGUUCGUCAUCGCCCGAGACGAGCCCCUCAUCCUGUACAUGUACGCAGCGCCACAGGAUGUAAAGGCUCAGAUCACCAUCCCCUUGCUGGGCUAUCGAGUGAAGCCUCACUCUGUAGGGGACAACAAGUGUGCCUUUCAGCUCAGCCAAUCAAAGCAGGUCUUCACCUUCCUGGCCGAAUCAGAGGAGCUCAGGGACCGCUGGGCUGAGGUCAUCAAUCGGGUGGCCAAUGGGGAGGAGCCCGGUCUGUAGGCUGAUCGAGAGUCUUUCCACUGUUUUACCAAUUACUACUGCUGUGACUAACUGGUGUAAUUGUCUGUACCUGAUGCAUAACUUCAAAAUUGUUUGUAAAGUUGUCGUUGUUUAAAAAAAAUCAUUUUGUAAAUAUUAAUUAAAUUAUGAAAAUAAAGAUUUUGUACUACAA